This is a messenger RNA of Bufo gargarizans (Asiatic toad), 13070 nucleotides long. It is a transcript of the gene SHANK3, whose product is annotated as SH3 and multiple ankyrin repeat domains 3. Gene Ontology annotation, cellular component: postsynaptic membrane; dendritic spine; postsynaptic density. Bases 149 to 5992 code for a protein of 1947 amino acids. The record is from RefSeq and is a predicted model, not a curated record. Gene Ontology annotation, molecular function: ionotropic glutamate receptor binding; synaptic receptor adaptor activity. Lineage: Eukaryota; Metazoa; Chordata; Amphibia; Anura; Bufonidae. The transcript has 25 exons.
ACACAGUCCAUACAAGAUCAGACUGAAGUGCACAAGGAUCUUCAGAGUUUCUAUCCAGGGAUGUGAGCAAUCCGCCACCUUAUUACCAUGGUGAUGUCGCUCUGAGCUCUCUUUCUGAAACUGAAGAGAAGGUAAAAAAGAGAAGAGAAUGAGAGAGAGGCACCAAAGUCCAGAAAUAUUUGAGCAGAACCUUAAAGAGAUGCAGUCUCUCCGCUCCUCCCCCUCUCCUGCUCAUGUUGUGUCUCCGGUUCCUGAGCUCCCGGAGCGGACCGGACCCCCCUCACCCAGCCCCCCCAAGGGGCCCCCGAGGGAUCUCGGGGCUCCCCGCACUCUCCACUCCUCUCCCGGGGGAGACCCAAAGACCCCGGAGCCAGUGGGACAGUCCCCCCAGAGAGGGAGAAGCCCCAUCGCCAGGGACAGACACCCCAACAUCCUCAGCGACUCCCCGGAUUCAGACAGUGGAGACGAGCCCGGCAUCGGGGAGAACGGGGAGCACCGAGCCGCCGCCACGCGAACAUCCCGCUCCUCCAACGGCAGCGAUCCCCCGACUGGCGGCAGAGACACCCCGAUCCCAGCCGGAGACACCCCGACCAGUAACUCCCCUGCAAGUGACAGAGUUCCCGGCGGGUACUCCGCACAGCACGCCGCCCGAGACCCCCCGGGGAGAGAAAGAGACCCCCCUGGCUCAGACAGAGACCCACCCGGCCGGCGGAUGGAAGAGACAUCGGGGAACGCGGUGAUCAUCAGGAUCGGCAUCCCGGACCUGCAGCAAACGAAGUGCCUCCGGCUGAACCCUGAUGCUCCAGUUUGGGUGUCCAAACAGCGCAUCUUGUGCACCCUCAACCACAGCCUGAAGGACGUUCUGAAUUAUGGACUCUUCCAGCCAGCUUUUAAUGGUAGAGCUGGGAAAUUCCUUGAUGAAGAGCGACUGCUGCGGGAAUAUCCACCUUCUUUGGCCACACCUGUACCCUACCUAGAGUUCCGCUAUAAGAGAAGAGUUUAUACACAGACACUACUGGACGACAAGCAGUUUGCCAAACUUCACACCAAAGGGAAUCUAAAGAAAUUCAUGGAGUACGUUCAGCUGCAGAAUAUUGAGAAGGUGACCAGGUUGCUUGAGAGGGGUCUGGAUCCCAACUAUCAGGAUCCAGAUACAGGGGAGUGUCCUCUCACCCUGGCUGCGCAACUAGACGGCGGAGCAGAACUGGUUAAAGUUUUGAGGAGUGGAGGUGCGCACCUGGACUUCAGAACACGUGAGGGGCUAACGGCUCUGCACAAAGCGGUGCGAUACCGCAAUCAUGCCGUGUUAAUGACCCUUUUGGAUUUAGGUGCUUCUCCAGACUAUAAAGACAGCCGUGGCUUAACCCCACUCUAUCAUAGUGCAAUGGUUGGGGGGGACCCAUACUGUUGUGAGCUACUGCUCCGGGACUACGCAAGCCUAGGCUGUGAAGAUGAAAAUGGAUGGCAGGAGAUCCACCAGGCAUGCCGCUAUGGACAUGUUCAGCAUCUGGAGCAUCUCCUCUUUUAUGGAGCCGACAUGAGAGCACAGAAUGCAUCGGGGAACAGUGCCCUACACCUUUGUGCUCUUUACAACCAGGAGAGCUGUGCCCGGGUUCUUCUCUUCCGUGGAGCAAGUAAAGAGAUUAGGAACUUCAACAACCAAACAGCGUUUCAAGUUGCUAUAAUUGCAGGAAAUUUCGAACUUGCUGAAAUCAUCAAAACUCACAAAGAAUCCGACAUUGUGCCUUUUCGGGAGACUCCAAGUUAUACAAAACGCAGACGUGUUGUGAGCUGCGUGGGUCUCUCAUCGCCCCGUUUUCUACAGCGUUCCGCCAGUGACAACAACCUCAAUUCAGAUGGGGCCCAUUACUCUCCAGUGCCGUCGCUCCGUGGUCUACCCCCUCAUCUGCUCACCCAGGGGCCUGACACCUCCGGAGGAGCAGCUGUGGGGGAUAGUAGCCUUGCGAGCACUGCCAGCUCCCGCAGCACACAUAGCCGCUCUCCAUCAUUACAUCGUGCAAGAGAAGAAAGAGAUACUGAUAGCCACACUCUGAGGAGGGGAAGAGGAAAGAGCAGCCCCGGGCCCCUGGACACGAGGAGCACCGGCCCUCGGGGGCCCAAAAGAAAACUGUACAGCGCGGUACCUGGGAGAACAUUCAUAGCAGUGAAGUCAUACGAACCGCAAGGACCUGGAGAAAUCCAACUCAACAGAGGGGAAAGAGUGAAGGUGCUGAGUAUUGGUGAAGGUGGAUUUUGGGAAGGAUCAGUCAAGGGUCGGAGUGGAUGGUUUCCAGCAGACUGUGUGGAGGAAGUGCAGAUGAGACAGCCGGAUCCACGUCAAGAAACUCGUGAAGAUCGGACAAAGCGUCUCUUCAGACAUUACACAGUUGGAUCAUAUGACUCCUUUACUUCUCAUAGUGAUUAUGUCAUCCAGGAGAAAGUUGCUCGAUUGCAGAAGAGGGAACUGGAGGGAUUUGGUUUUGUGUUGAGAGGAGCUAAAGCAGAGACACCUAUCGAGGAGUUCACACCUACACCAGCUUUCCCUGCUCUGCAAUAUCUGGAGUCUGUGGACGUCGAUGGCGUUGCAUGGAGAGCAGGUCUUAGGACAGGAGACUUCUUGAUUGAGGUGAAUGGAGUAAAUGUUGUGAAGGUUGGUCAUAAACAAGUGGUAUCACUGAUUCGCCAAGGGGGUGCUCAUCUAACCAUGAAGGUUGUGUCUGUGAGUCGCAAACCUGAGAGUGAGGAGGCCAUGCGUAGGAGGGCUCCCCCACCUCCAAAGAGGGCGCCAAGCACCACUCUUACCCUGCGGUCCAAGUCCAUGACAGCUGAGCUGGAAGAACUAGAACGAUUGGAUGAGAUAUUGGUGGCUUCUGAUCCCUCCAUGAGACCAGAGAUUGCCGAGGCUGACUCAAGAGCCGCUACGGUAAAACAGCGACCAACCAGCAGGCGCAUCACUCCAGCCGAGAUAAGUUCGCUGCUAGAAAGACAAGGGAUUUCUUCACAUGCAAUUUCUCACUUCCAUAGCGAAAAACCUCACAUUUCACUCCACCAUGGUAUGUCUCGGACUAAGUCUGUAGGUGAAGAUGAGAAACUAUCCGAUUCAUUCCUUGAUGGACGAUUUCCACGCAGCACUUCCAUGCAGGAUUCUUUAAGGGAAGGUCCAGUAAUUCCACCACCUCCACAGAAAUCUGCUCCCCCUCCUCCAUCCCCUUAUUACUUUGACACUGGGCCACCCCCAGCAUUUUCUCCACCUCCGCCUCCUGGUAGGGGAUAUGAUACAGUGCAUUCCAGCUUUAAACCAGGUUAUGAAGCCAGACUCCAUGGGCUUCCACAUGGAAUGGGAUCUGCAGAGCUGUUAAGCAUGGAUCGUGCCCUCCCUCCUCCCGAUCGGCAGAAGCGUGCUCGUUCCAUGAUCAUUCUUCAAGACACAUCUCACUUGCCUGUAGAACCUACAAGUAUUUCCCGACCUGGUCCAUCCCCAACACCUCCAGAAAAAUUGAAAAGAAGAAGUCGAGCUGUGGAUAAUCCCUAUGCCAAUAUGGGUUUGUUUGCACCAAUGAAGCAGCAACACAAAAAGAGUCCCCUUGUGAAGCAGCUUCAAGUGGAAGAUGCACAGGAACGAGCUGCUUUAGCCAUGGCUGGGGGUUAUUCACGUGAUCCCUCACCAUCUCGACGCAGUCCACGACAAAGUAUGAUGGAGUUAGGAAGUGCACACCACGAUCCAUUAGGUAGUCCUUUUGUAACAGCACUUGCUGGAGUAAUGAAGGAACGUGAGCGACGGCUGGAUGAGAAGCGAAAAUCCACAGUCUUUCUCUCGGUCGGAGCAUUGGAGGGUACACCACCUUCUCCAGACCUCCCCUCUCUGCAACCCUCUCGCUCUGUUGAUGAGCGAUUGUUAGGGAGUCGUGAUGUCCUCCUACCUUCUCCAGGUUCUUCACUUAAGUCUUUGAUGUACAGCAGUCCUCAUUCUACAUUCAUCCACCCCCUUACUGGUAAGCCCCUUGAUCCAAAUUCACCUCUUGCACUUGCGCUGGCCGCAAGAGAACGUGCGUUUUCUUCCCAGGCACCCUCUCCUCCUCCACCAAGGACACCUACUCCAGUAAGGAGCCCAGAUUCUGAUAGAGCUCCUCCACUCUUUCUGGAAAUUCAAACCAAAGAGGGGGAGGUGGGAAUGGAGAUAGAAGGGUCAGCAUCACCCAUAUAUAGCCCUUCUGGGGCGUCUGUGAAAGGCCAGUGGAGUGUUCCAUUAAGAAGAGAUGGAGAGGGUCGUGCUGAGAAAAGUCCAGAACGACCUGAGAGUAGGGUGGAGGGAAGGAAACCUAUGAUACUAAGUAUUGUGGACACCUCUCAGCAGAAAACAGCAGGGCUUAUAAUGGUGCAUGCUACCAGCAAUGGGACAGAAGACAAAGAGCAGGAGGCACCAGCUACCACUGACCAGCAAGAGACCACACAGCCACAAGACACUGAAGAGAAGGCUCCUUCAAGCUCUUCUUCUGAUAAAACUCUUGGUCAGGGUAGCUCAGAAGAGGAAGUGGAGCCUUUUGGGGCUAACAAUCUGCCACCAGCCAUGCUGUCCUCAAGUGAUGAGGAAACAAGAGAAGAAUUAGCAAAAAUUGGGCUAUUGCCUCCUCCUGAUGCUUUUGCCAAUGGAGUCUUGGUCACCAAACCUGGCACCCCCAUCAGCCAACUGUCUCGACCUGGUACUUUGGCUGUGCCAUCUUCCAAGCAAGCUAGUGGUGUACCACCCUCAGGGAAGCCUUCUGAUGCCCCUCUCCCCCAUCCAGAGUCAGCUACUGACUCAGGUGUGGAGGAAGUAGACACCAGGAGCUCGAGUGACCACCAUCUGGAAACCACAAGCACCAUAUCUACUGUGUCCAGCAUGUCCACUCUAUCCUCAGAGAGUGGGGAGCCCACUGACACCUACACCUCGUACGCCGACGGUCAAACUUUUAUACUCGAGAAGCCACCAGUGCCUCCAAAGCCCAAACUCAAGUCUCAGCUGAUGAAGGGCACCGUGACCUUCAGGGACCCCCUGCUCAAGCAGUCCUCGGACAGUGAGCUUAUUGCCCAACAGCAACUUGCAGCGGGCCGUCCGCGCUACCUCUUUCAGAGAAGAUCUAAGCUAUGGGGAGAUCCAAUUGAGAGUCGGCCUCUUUCACACGGGGGCCCUGUGGAAAUAGAAAAGCCGUCUGUAAUUGGGGAGAUCAGUUCUCGACUUCAGCUGCUAAACAAGGACACACGGUCACUUGGGGAGGAGCCAUCAAUCCCGGGAAUGGACCCCGGCAAGAAAUCUCCUGUGGUGGCGGCUCGACAUUCAGAUGUUCGGAAUUUUGGCCCAUUGUGUAAGUCUUUGCAUGCAGCCACCAGUCAGCGGCAGGCUCUGUCUCUGUGUCUGUCUUCUUCCUUGAACUGUCUUGUGAUCUCCAACCCGAGGGUCGGGGGGGUCAGUUUUCCUUCUCGGAGCUUGUUCAGCAGUCUCGGAGAGUUGCACACUAUUUCCCAGCGCAGCUAUGGAACAUCCUACACCGUGCGCCCCGGAAGCCGCCACCCCUUGACUCGCCGAGCACCCAGCCCUGUACCACCUUCGUCAGAGAGGGUGGAGCCCUUGGGUGGAGCACGUUCCUAUACGCUUACACCCCCCACCAUAUUGAAGUCCUCCAGUCUCUCAAUUCCUCAUGAACCCAAGGAGGUGCGUUUCGUUGUAAGGAGUGUCAGUGCCCGGAGUCGUUCUCCUUCCCCAUCUUCUGGGCAUCCAAUGCACAGUUCUCGCCCAUUCCUGCAGAAGCCCCUUUCUAUGUGGAAUAAGUAUGAUGUAGGCGACUGGCUAGAGAGUUUGAACCUAUCAGAACACCGUCUUAAGUUCCAGGACAACGAAAUAGAGGGCUCCCAUCUACCUGCUCUUACCAAGGACGAUUUUGUAGAGCUGGGGGUAACCCGAGUGGGUCAUCGCAUGAACAUCGAGCGUGCCCUUCGCCAACUAAGCACCAGCUGACCCGGUCAGGAGCUGCGGUCCCAUCUCCCGGGAGGGCAACUCCGCACCGCUGCGGGGGGAGGAAUUACUUUACAUACACACAAAGACAGUCACUACUCAGAAUACCUAAAACGCACACCUACUGAUGUACAGAAAUCCGGACUAGUAGAAAAAUCGGAAUGCCUUGAACAUACUGGAAUUGGUUCACACUGCUCAGAGCCUUUAAGUGGAGCCCAUUGCUGUACACACACACAUACCGUGACGAUUACAUGUGCUAGCUUAAUCACGCUUAACCUGUCACAUUCAGACACGCUUACUCUGACACACACUGACACACAGCUGUUGACCCACACACUGACUGAAGGGAGACCUUGUACAAGUGAUAGAUCAGAUGCAUAAUACUCUGAAAGCAUACACCACAUGUAACACCACAGAAAUAAUCCUCUCCUUGUGCGGUGCAAUGGGGCCCAGUAAUUGAUCCCCCCCUCCCUCUUUCUGUGCCAAGGAGGGGAGGUGGGAUCAGUCACAGGGUCCCAAGGCCAGGCCACUGUGUGUUAAUGCCACCUUUUUUUACCUGAAUCAACAAGAGAAUCACAGUCAGACAGUGAGAUAAGUCUGCAGGGGAACGGGGUUGAGCUGCACACCUCCCAUACCAAGAUCUGACUCAAGUCCUGGAGAGAAAUCCACGGAUUGGUCUAGAAGAGGCCGCAGGUUCCAGCCACCGCCACUGUGGGACGCUUUUUAUGCAUCUUUUUAAUUAGCUAUAUAUUUGAAGAAAAAAAAAAAUGGACUUUACCUAUAUAUAUAUAUAUCUCAUAUAAAUAUAUAUAUCUAUAUAUAUAUCUAUAUACACAACACUCUCACUGGACUUUUUAUAUACAGCAGAUCUGGGGGUAUAUAGAGGUAUUGUCAGAUACUGCAGUACCUCAUUCUGGGGUUUCAUUUGAUUAUUUUUUAUCCCUAUUGGAGAUUAUGAGCGUUUUUACAAUAAACCCCUCACCAUGCCACCAGCAUUCUUUAGAAUGGAACAUGCAUCUCUACAUCUGAAUUCCAUCCGAAAAAACAAAAGGGAGAUCAUCUUACUUUCAAUGGUUUCUUACUUCAUUUCAAUGUCAUAUUUAUUUGCACAUGGGUGUUUAUUAAAAUUGGGCCAUUCAUUUAAAAAGGUGGAAGAUUUGUCCUUUAGUUGUGACUAUUAUGUCGGACGGGAUAUUUCUUAAUGUGUUAUUUUUGCAUAUUCUUCCUUUCAUGUGAUAUUCCGUAGAGGGCUUAUUCUAGCAUUUGAGGUGAGUUCUUUUUUUUAUGGUUUCGUUUUGGUUGGAUGUUUAGUUUAAAAUGUCUGGGGGGGGGGGGGGGGUCACUUUGGAUAUAUGGUUUUCAUUUCAUUUGAAAGCAUAUUGAAUUAUUCCAGGGUUGUUGUUUUUUUUUUUUUUGUCUAUUCAGGUGUUUAGAAUUAGCAAUUAUUUCCUUACACUGCUUUUUGUGGUUUAGCCGGAGAAAGAAUAGACCCUACGUAAACCCUCUGAAAUGUUGUACCUAUUCCCUAAGUAAAUGUCACCAAGAGUCUCCCUCCCAGUGAAUUAGGGGUCCCAGAAACAAAUGGGACAUUCAUGGUCAACUCUCUUCAAUACCUUGUGUAUUGUUAACGAUCGUUUGGAGAGGAGGGACGAUCACGGAGCCGGAUGGGUCCUCUCAUGUACUGUGUCCCUGUGCACCUGAAGAUGGAUUACCUGAGGGUGACCAACCUGGAUCCGGUGUGCCUUAUUGCCAUGAUAAUCGCUUCAAGCCCCUAAUGGGGAGAAGCAGUGUAAUGUUAUCCCAUUUCCUGCAGUGCCUUAUCGCCAUUGUGGAGCUUAGACAAGACCCUCUAACUGUGCUACACUAGCAGCUGCCAAUAGAGCAAAUGUACAAUAGCUGCUACUUCUCUCACUGGAUCAGCCCAAUCCCUACACAACACUUGAGCCUCACGGACAGGGUUGUUUAUCCAGUUAUAUCUGUUUGGCAGAGGGAUGUUGAAGAACAAGGUUAUUAAGGCCACAUGCUUCUGCAAGGAGACAGGACACUAAAAAUUUCUGUGUAAAUUGAAUUUUAACCCCAUGUACUAUGAGUUAUCCACAGCAACAAAUACUGUGUGAAUAGUACUUUCCAUUUCUGGGCUGACUUAGCAAUAUAUGACACAAAGCGGAGGCCAGUUCUAAAAAGAAAUGUAGCCCCCCUUUUUUUUUCCCAAAAAAAAAUAAAAUAAAGAUUUCUAAAAACUUUAAAAACUUUAGUCAUUCCCUGCUCUCCUUAACAUAACCUCUUAGCAUUAUGGAAAAAAAAUAAAAACACCAUCAAUUAUCGAAUAUAGUAGAUGCCCAAGUGAAAAUACAUAGCUAUGAGUUCUGCUAUUUGAAAAGUGACCAUUUCAGAGAAGACUGUAGGAAAUGUAUUACAUUUUUAUUACAUUUUACCCAAAUAAAAACUACAUUAAAAAAAACUUGCCAUAAAAGAAAAAAAAUAAUAAAAAAUAUUUAUAAAUAAUAAAAAAAAAAUAUAACAACUACAUUUCUUAUAACUUAUAAACUUUCAAUACUGGAAUUUACUGAAAGCAUGAGAGAAAUGAUGUGCCAAAUUGAAGCUAAUAAAAUGUAAAAAAUAGUUUGUAUAUUUUUAUCUUUCUAUGAGCAGCUUCUUUUUUUGUGUUGACCCCGGUGACAAUGUAUAUAGCCCUAUAGAAGUUAUAGCAAGCUCAUUGCUAUUAUUUGUAUGAAUCCUUUCCCAUACUUCUACCUUAUAGACUAUUUCAGGCACCGUACCCCAUCGUUACACAUACUGUUCCUAGCAAAAACCCAUGUGUAACUUUUUAUUGAACUGUUCCAAGAAUUUUCCACCAGAAAAUCCCUCUCUUCUUUUUCCGGCUUUGCCAAAGCUUGAAGGGGAGGGACCGAUGUUAAUGUCUGAUUGGGGAAUCGGGAUCCUGCCAUGGGGUAAAUAUCAUCUGGUGCUAAAAAAGAGAGGGUUGUGGUUUAAUCUGCCCCUCUCGUAUCUUAACGUUUUUAAGGCUUUCAUACCGAGUGUGUGUUUUCCCACAGAGCAUUGCACAGCUACUGGGGCAGAUGUGUUAACAGUGGACCUUGAGCAAUGGAGUAGUCGAUAAGGGUUAGUUUGGCCAGAAAGGCAAAGUACAAGCUGUAUGUACAGACUCUGGCUUCUCCGGAUUAUACUACUGUAUAUGGCUGCAUGGGAUGGAUAGCAUGAGCAUUACAUUGUGUUGUGGGACCUUAUGACCAAAGAAAAAUAUUAGGACAUUGCUGCUAGCAUAGCCACAGGGCACAGUGUAAACUGCUAUAGCGUUUAUAUAUAUAUAUAUAUAUAUAUAUAUAUAUACAUUUAUAUAUAUAUAUAUACCGUAGAUGUUAUUUCUGUUCCUACGUGUCCUAAACGACAAGUGGUGCCCAGUUAGUCACACUGGCCGCUGCACAUACCACACCGAUACUCUCAGUACAGCGUUAUCCAUGUGGACAUCAUGCAUUGAUAAUGAGCACAACAAACUGAUUACGUUUAAUUACUCAAUCGAUAUUUCUAAUACACGCAGACCACGAGCUUCCAGGUUUAUCGAAGGAAUUUCAAUAUCUUAUUUUACAUUUUAAUACAAAACUGUGCACUGUUGCAAUACUGCAUUACCAUGUUACUAAAAAUGAAACUGAUAGCUAUGUAGACGAAGGUCUUACCACAAUGUUAUCUGGUAAGUUAUGAUAGUAUACAAUGCUAAGGCACUAGGUCACUGUGUUUAGGUCUAUCAUUGAACUUGCUAUGCAGGGGGGCACCACCGAUGAGGCCAAGUAAGGCGAUCGCCUCAGGCAGCACCAGGUAGGGGCAAGAGAGGGGCAGCGGAAGGGCCAUGGGCAAUGAGAGUUUUCACUGUGGCAAAGUGGUUAGGUUAAGAGAUUGGCAUGGGGAGGGCAGAAGCCGUUUCCGUUUUUGCCUCAGGCAGCAGAAAGGCUAGGUGCACCCCUGUUGCUGUGGAAUACUAAAGCAGUAGAGCAUCAAUUUAGUGGUGCGCAGACAUAACUGAUGGGAAGGGACACAGGACACAGCAGUGUAGUUUAUGCAGAUUUUCAUGUGGUUUUCACUCCAUUUCCGCACCAAAUCCGCAUAAUACUUGUGGAUCGUGUCAAGGAUUUUGAUGCUGAAUUUCCCCCAGGUAUCACCCUUCACAAUGCACUGAAAAUGUGCAGAAACUAUUGACAUGCUGCAGAUUUCAAAAUCCACACCGCAGGUCGAUUUCUGUAUACAUGAGAUACUGAAAAUCUCAUCUACUUGGCAAGCAUUGUAUUUUCCGGCAUUUUUCCCGUAACCAGUACUCGUGUGUAAUAUGUACUAUAUGCAUAUUAUACCCUUAUAGUGAAACAUAAUUGUCCUUCUUUGCAAAAUCAAGACCCCUUCACAGAAUGAAGACCCUCACACGUUCCACCAUGGUCUGAUUAUCCAGGCUGUAUCUAUAUGCACAUAGCCAACAAACGAGCAUCACAGAAAAUAAGAAUAUUGAUGUGGUCCCUGACCUGUAGAAAAACACUAUCUAAAAGACCCACAUUCUAGUGCCGAGGACAGACUUCGAAAUGCUUAGAAUUCACCCACUGGUGAUGCCUUCUGCUUGCAAUGAUUAAUCAUCGGGAUGCCUAAAGGUUUCUCUGGUAAAUAACUACAAUGGUAAACUAAAUUAUGCUUUCCAUGUAUUCAUUAGUAAAGGUUUUUAGCCGUUCUCCGCUACCUGGCCACUUAAUAUGUCAGAAAUCCCAACUUUUACUUUUCUUCUCAAGCCAUCCAUGAAAUAAUGCAAGCAACAGUGAUGUGGCAUGUGCAACUCUCCGAGGGUACUUACAUGCAUUUUACAGUAAACCAUUCCUUUAAGCAUUACAGCGAAUCUGCUCACCAGACUGUAGUAGACCUUUAUGGGAAUUAGCGACUCAUAUUGCACUGAUUUGCCCGCUAGUCUGGCUUGCACUAUGGUUUUUAAGAGCCAUUUCUGGGUUUGUGUUAUUUCACAUGACUAAGGUGCUCAACCAUCCCCCAUCCAUUCACCUAGCUGCCCUACAGGCUUCACGUCUGCCCCAUUCCGCAGUUAUGAUGGACAGCUCCAUCCUGUGCAGUAUAGACUGAAUUCUUGUAGAUGCCGAUGCAUCCAUUACACAUGACUAUGGGAAGAAUGCAUGGUUGUAUGGAGAAUAAUCUUGUAUCUAACACAGUUGUCUUUCUCUGGUUGAAGCUCAACCAAAAUGUUCAGUGUUUAUCAUUGAUGUAAAAAAGUCCAGGUAUAUAACGCUAACCACAUUCUGUUGUAUUGUAUAAUGAAGAAGUGCAUUCAUCUAUCUUUAAAGAGCGCCUGUCAGCAGGAUCAACCCUAUUAAACCAGGUGUAUUUUUUGAGUUGAUUCUGCUGGUUAAAAGGAUACCUGUCUAAUGAAUAUUGGUUGCAAUGUUCGAGAGGUAAAAAAAAGACUUUUGUUCUUUAUGCAAAUGAGGGCUUCAGUGCACCGAGGGGCGGUCCUUAGUCAUUCAGUGCACCUUAGCCUUGUUGGCCACUCCUCUUGGUGCUCUGAAGCCCUCGUAUUUCAUUACAUUGGAAUCAUUCAUCAAUGUGUAAUGUAACAUGCAUGCACCAAAAGUAUAUUCUAAGUAUUGCUGGAGUCUUAAAUGUUGAAUUUACAUUGGUAUAGCCAAUUUACUACAUAAGCAGAUGGCAAUACACGGUUCCCAACCUGUUCUUGAGGUUAUGCUGUGAAAAUGAUACCACAUUAGAUCAGUACGCAGAUACAGAUGUAGCAGAGCCGGAUUACUCAUUUGCAUGCAUCGAACUGUGCGUGGCUGCAGUUCUCUGUAAUGCGUUGUAUGUAACUGAUCCAUGCUACUUCUGCCUGAUCUCAUACUCCUCAUGUAUUCAAACACGCUAACAGGUCACAGGAAUACAUACCGCAGAAUAUAAUGAAUAAAUGAGAGAAAUCAUUUUGUUGGGCACAGGGUUAUUCUCUAUAUGUGUUUCAUAUUUACUUUGGGGUGGGGAGGGAUAAGUAGACACCAUAUAACCUAACAAUGACUGAUUUUAUGAUCUUAAUGCCAAGACUACAAGAAUGUUGUCCUUGCGAUUGAUUGCGUUGACCCUGUUUAGUGUGACCUGGAGUGCGGCUCCUUUUGACGAUAAUGUAGCGGGAUGCGUUGGCUCUGCAGUAACGCCACUUUAUUUCGAAAGGAUAAUUAGGACACAUAAUUGGGGGAUUUGAACUAGAAGGUUAAAUGUGUUUGCCUGCUGGACUAAUUGCUGUAAGCUCAGCAUCAUAUUGUAGAAUGCAUGCAGGAUUAGUUGAGAUUAACAUUAGUCCACUGAUUGGAGUGUCCUUCAGAUGGCUGGUGUAGACUGCAUGUGAGGACCACUGCUUCUAGCCUCUGAGGUAGGGUCAGAAUGGACUGAAAGGCUGUUUUCGGUUAUGUACAGUAUGUUACUUUCUUCCAAAGUGUAAUACAAGUAUCUGCAUAGAUGCACCAUAUUUCCAGUCUGAGAUCACUGUGUGUAUAGGCGACCUCUGCUAAAUCUAAUGUCUUACCCUGUAUGUUUGUGUGAGGAAAAUUGACAGUGGGAGUAGUUCACUUUGAGGGGUGAAAGGAAGUUCAUAGGGUUCAUGUUGAUGGUGUCUUGAUAUAUGUGAGCUGCUCAGUCCAGGGACCAUGGUAAGAAAGCUAUUACCCACCUCUUUUAGGCCUCACACAUUCCCAACCACACACAUUAUACGUGCUGGCACCAUCAGAAGUAGAAAAUGCUACAUCAACACUGAUGAACACAUCAAAUUUGGACUCCAUCUGGGUAUUAGUUUGAGGAUUAGUGCAAAAGCUUUCCAUGCAGAUAAUAAAGCUUUGGGGUGUCCCAUUUAGGUGCUUAUUCUUGAUGCAGGGCUUGAAGGAAUGGAAGAUGCACUAUCUAGGUUUUGAUAGGGUUUGGGAAUUCUUCCUUGAUGUUCGUGUUGGCAUCAGGUAGUUUUUAUUUUGGUGGUGAUAUUAAGGGCGGGGUGUCUGGGUUUCUUCUCUUACCCCUGCAUAGGGUGUUACUUGGUGUGCUGGAUGACGUA